Habropoda laboriosa is the source of this 5525-nucleotide messenger RNA. RefSeq lists its product as uncharacterized. NCBI's taxonomy places the organism in Eukaryota, Metazoa, Arthropoda, Insecta, Hymenoptera, Apidae. Gene Ontology annotation, cellular component: nucleus. The transcript is spliced from 2 exons. Gene Ontology annotation, biological process: regulation of transcription by RNA polymerase II. Gene Ontology annotation, molecular function: DNA-binding transcription factor activity, RNA polymerase II-specific; RNA polymerase II cis-regulatory region sequence-specific DNA binding. The record is from RefSeq and is a predicted model, not a curated record. The coding region runs from base 99 to 5525 and encodes 1808 amino acids.
CGUUUUACGAGCCGUGUACACUUUUUUGUAAUUACAAGCAAUCCGUUCAAGCCGGAAUUUACCGGAAGGUAAUACCACUGUAGCCAAGCAGUGCUAUUAUGGAAGAUGAAGAUGGUGAAAGUAAAGUUAUGGAUAUGUGGAACAAUUUGGAAAAGCAACAACUUAAAGAUAUUUCUAUCGGAAAUUCAUUGAAGUCUUCAGUUGACAACACAUACAGUGACAUACUAGAAGAAAAACAACUACUGCGGUAUAAUUCUAUUACAACCAAAGAGUCUCCAAGCAAAAAUAAUAGUACAGGAUCAAAAAUUGUGUUUAAAGGUUUUAAGAAACGUAUUUUGGCACAAGCUCAAGGAACACAAACAAAUACACCAAAAAGUGUAGUACAAGAACAACAAUCACAACAGUCCAAUGCAUCGCCAAAAAGUAGCAAAGAAAAAAGGGCAGAAAUCAAGAGGGGAAAAAUAACGGAAUAUGCACAAUAUUUGGGUCUUCAACCUUCAUCGAAAAAUAAGUGUUCAAAGUGUCAAUCAUCAUCAAAUUUGUGUUCUACAUUGAAACAAAGUUCGUGCACUUGUAAUUCCAUAAUGACACCAAUGCCCAGUACAUCAGAAUCAUCUACAGUGCCACAUUCUCCAAAUUUUAAAAUUACAAGAAAAGUUUAUCUGUGUGCAGCGUGUGGUACUUAUUUUGAAAAUUGGAAUUUAUUUUUACAUAUGAGAGAUAUACAUAAGCGUCACAUAUGCCUAUUUUGUCUUGGAAUGUUUGGUCAAGCAGAAAGGUUAUCACAUCAUUUAAUAAAGAAACACAGUGUUCCAGAAAUGGCGUUUACAUCUGUAGAAGAUUUCUAUGGUGCUUUUAAAGGAUCAUGUUACUUAGUUUGCUGCACAUGUGAGAAAGUUUUUUCAGAAACAGAUAAUUUUUACAACCACUUUUGUUCACCCACAUCUAAGCAAGAUGUUACUGCAUCUAUAUGCACCUUGUGUAGACAAACAGGAUCACAUGCAAGUACAUGCAGUUUAGCUAUUGAAACAAGUAAAGAAACAACUUCUACUUUACCACAUACUGCACAAGCAGGAAUAAUAUCAUCACAUGUGCUCGACAAAACUGUAAAUAGUGAAAACAAAAUUGUUUCAAGGAAACCAGUAAAAAAUAAUAGGUCUAAAAAUAUGGAAGAUGGUGUAUCGAAUCAACAAAAAAUGAGUAUUCAUACAAAAAAAGCCAACAAUAAAGUUGUAUCUCAGCCAAAUGAAAGCCAAGUUUUUGAUGAAAAAUUAAACAGAGAUGAAAAUUGUCAAAAUGAAAUUUCUCACAACAUAGGUAAAGAUACAGUUUCAGAGACAAUAAUGGAAGUCUCAAAGUACAUUGAAGAUUCUUGUGAAGAAAAAGAAGAACCAAGUGAAAACAAGGUUUGUCAAAAUAAUUUGGAAUUAAAAUCAAGUGAUACACCGAGCCAUAAUAUGCCAUAUGAUAGUGUAACAGAAACAAUUAUGAAGGUGUCACAAUGUACAAAUAAUGUAGAAAAUUUUGAUGAUACAAUUAAGGGGUAUGUAAGUGUAGUUGAAACGUCAAGUAUGUCUGAUAAUCCGGAAUUGAAUUCCAAUGAAAUGGUCAAACCUGAUACAGAAACUUUAAAUUUAAUUGAAGAAACUAAUACUAGGACAGAUGACCUUAACUCUGUAAAUCACAAAACAGAAAAGAAUAUAGAUAAAGAGAAAACAGUAGAUACUGUAUUGGAAGAAAAAGACUCUCAUUCUCACAUAUCUGAAAGUCCUGAAAGUGCUCAUAGUCCUAUUAGUCGAUCAUUAUUUAGUCCCCAACAUGAAUCACAUGUAUCCGAUUUACAGUCCAAAGAAACACCUUGUGAAAAUGAAAACAAAGAAAAUCUUGAUGUACCUAAUGAAUCUCAGUCUUCUGUAUCAUAUAAUACCAGUGAAACUUCUGAUAGAAGUUUAGUCAUAAAAAUAUGCACCAAUAGGAAUUCUCAGUUUUCUGUUGCAACUAAUAAUGACAAUGUAGAAAAUAAUGAUGUUAGCAAGAAAUCGGAAGAAAACAACAAUGCGGAAAGUUCGUUAACAGAAGAGAAAGAACCUAAUAUUUUUAAAAAUGAGAAAGAUAGUAACAGUUCUCAAGUGAAUGACGGAGACAGUGAUUCUGAUAGUUUCAAACUAGCAGUGGUAGACAGUAACACUGAAGAAAUUGAGGAAGUUGAGGAAACUGAUGAAACUAAAGCAGAGACAAAAAUUGAUACUGAAUCAAAUGAAAACAUUGAAAACAAUGAAAAUCAGAUUGAAAUUAUGGAUGAAAACGAAAGUAACGUAGAUACAGAUGGAAAACAAGACGAAGAAACAAAAGAUGACAGUCAAAACCAAAUAGAGAGCACUGUACAGCCUCAAAUUCAACCAAACGAUGGAAUCAUGUUGGCUGGGGAGGAUGUUCCUUGUAUUGAUCUUAAUGUGGACGGUAUUUUAGAUAGCAUAGAAAUAGAAGAUCUGUUGAAACGUUGUAUAGCAGCAGCUAGUCCUUUCUGUGUUUAUUGUAAUCAUGCACGUCAUAUAGCAGUUAAUGGCAAACAAUUAGGAUUACAUAUGCUUGCAGAACACAAAUUUCAACCUCAACAUCCUGCCAUAAUUAUCCAAGCAGACCAAUUUAUCGCAAGAGUGAAAAAAUCUCUCGAUGAGCUAGGCUCCCACUUCUUUAAUUUAGAUUCUUACAGUAGCACAAAUGGUACAUAUAAUGUUCCAAAUGCAAGAACAUACGAGUGCUUUCAUUGUAGAUUUCACUCUGCCAUACACAAGGAACUUUAUCUGCAUAAUCGAAAAAUGCAUCAAAAGACAAUCUUAAUCUGUAUAAUGUGUAAGUCCACUUUUUAUAGUUAUAGCGAAUUGCUUUGUCACUUAUGUCCUGGAACGUACUCUCCAAAUAUUAACGUCAAGUACAGGUGUUGUCUUUGUCCUAUGGCAAACCUUCCAUCAGCAUUUAGAUUAAUGGUUCAUUUACGUAAGAGACACCACGCAUGCGAUGUGUGCUUGGAAUCCACUGGAAAUCAGCAACGUCUUUCGAAUCAUGUUUGGAAACAUAAGCUUCAUCAUUUAUGCUAUAGAUGUGGCAUUGCAUACAGGAACAAACCAGACAUCACGAAACAUUUGUUUUGGAAGCAUGGAACAGAAAGUGUACUGUGUAAAAAGUGUUUACAGAAAAAGUGGCCACAUAUUUAUCACUUUUGUAUACCACCCACGGCUUUCGUUUGCGAGGAAUGUGGUUCUAGUUUUUCACGUGCUGUUGCUUUGAAAGUACAUAAAAGGUUACAUUCCGGAGAUCAUCCGUAUGCUUGUAGCGAAUGCUCCGAGCGUUUCAUUUCUCGAAAAUUAUUAACAAAGCACGAAAACGCUCAUAAGGAACCGCCACCUGUUAACACGAACUUGACGGAUAUGACGAGUCAACAACCGGCGAUCGAUGAAGAAAACUCGGAGAAAGAAAAGAUGAUUGUAACAGAUGGCAACACGACUGCUUCCGAGUCACUGAAAGAAACUAAAGAACCUGUGAAAAAGGUUGUUGAUGUUUAUGAUUUGCCACCAUUGAAUUUAUCUUCUGAAAGUGACACAGACUCCGAGGACGAGAAGCCGCAGACUAAGGAAGCGGAAAGCACCGAGAAAGUUGUACCAACCGAAGAAAAUGCAACGUCUCUUGAGGAUCAGUUGAAACCUGUUGCUUCCGAGCCGGCUGCAGACAGCAUAGUGGAGGUUGAACAGAACGAAGAAGAGAAGGAACAAGGGGCACAAAUUAUGGAUGGCAUCUGGGAUAAUUUUAAAUCGUACACAGCUAGUUUAGAAAUGAAAGAUUCAACUAAUACUCUUGCAAUUAAAGAAUCAGAGCCAGAAACCGACGUGGCAUUCUUAAGAAGCAUAGUGUUAGCUGACCAUGAUUAUUGUGUCGUAUGGACGGACAAAGAGAAGGAUAAAAAAUCAGAGUCAAAAGUGAACGAUAAGGAAGAAGCAAAUUCGAGUGGGGACCAAAAUGAUUUAAACAAACCACAGAAAAGUCCGCUUGACGGUAACGCGAUUCAAAACAACACCACCACCACCGAGGAUGAUCCAAACAAGAAAAAAGUGAAAAGUCCGAAGAAAAAGAAACAGGGCGGAAAUUCAUCGUCGAGUGAUUCUUCCAGUGAUAGCGAUUCGAGUAGUUGUUCUUGCGGAACAAACUGCAGCUGCAGCAGUUCUUCGUCCGGUAGUUCUUCCAGUUCUAGCAGUAGUUCUGACUCGGAUAGCUCUACCUCGGAAGGUUCUCCGAAAAAGCAGUCGAACCGUAAAGAACGGAAAAAAGAAAAGGAAAGCAUGCAAGAGCCAGAGAGUGGAUGCGGCGAGCUUGAAAAUAAAGAAAUUUCGCCAGAAAUGGAGAACGGGGCGUCCGCGGUUCCAGCAGAACCAGUUUGUACACCGCAGCUUUUGCUGAGGGAAUCCGACUUGGAAACGGAAGAAACGGAAACGGACGAGGAUUUCUACGAUGAACAUCCGCAGCAGCUUGCGAAUAAGUUGCUCGCGGAUAAACGAAAUCAAUUAAUGCUUCUGGCGGCUGUGGCACCAGCAUCUGCAGAGUCAACGAUGACAUUGAAUAACGGCUUAACGGACACGGACACCGUGGUACCCUCACCAGACCCGAUGCCUGCCAUUGCGGAGGAGGAUCAAUCACAUCAGAAAAGGAAAGUAAAAUCGAAGAAACGAAAGAAAGGGGAAAGGACGAAGCAGCGUAACAUGACGCCAGCCGUCGAGUCCAUUAAACUAAACAUUCCUAAAGCGUUUUACCAAAAGAACCCGGCUUAUUCAAGUUCGUCGCCAGUGUUAGUCCAAUCGAGCAUGGCACUCACAGUGGCGAAUGUGUCUGCGAACGAUGUACACACCAUGAACACACCAAUUGAAUCGCAGGCAAUGGGAAUAACAGGUGGUCAAAAUAUCGGUGGUAGUGGCUCGGAGACAGAGAUCAAGAGGUCGUCGAAGCGAAAGAGAGUACCGAAACGAUUCUACGGAGAUUCUAGCGACGACGAGGUGGAGAAGCAGCCAACGGUAAAAUGGAGGAAAGUAGACACACCUUCGUUCACGACAGUGCCGAGCAUGAAACCGUUACCACCGAGAUUGUCUUUCGGCGGGAAGAACAUAGGCUACAGGCCGAUGGAGAGUCAAUCGGAGAAUCUAGGAAUUGCUACGGCAUCCGCAACCGAGUCGGAAGAACCGGCCGAAAGUAGCAGUGAUUCCAGUGAUUCUGAAGUAGAAGCUAGUGAACAGAUGCAGACGCAUUUGACGGGAAGUAAUGUACCAGCGCCAGAACGACCGGUUAAUUUAUAUUGCUACUGUCAAUGUCCGUACGACGAGGUAUCUGAAAUGAUAGCCUGCGACGCGGAGGAUUGUCGUAUUGAAUGGUUUCACUUCGAAUGUGUCGGCAUCAUGGUACCUCCGAAGGGCAAGUGGUAUUGUCCGGACUGUCGAAAGAAACACGGUAUCGUGCAAAACAGCGACGAUUACUUUGACUGA